Capsella rubella is the source of this 991-nucleotide messenger RNA. Its product is annotated as V-type proton ATPase subunit c''1. Bases 96 to 731 code for a protein of 211 amino acids. Lineage: Eukaryota; Viridiplantae; Streptophyta; Magnoliopsida; Brassicales; Brassicaceae. Gene Ontology annotation, biological process: proton transmembrane transport. Gene Ontology annotation, cellular component: proton-transporting V-type ATPase, V0 domain. The record is from RefSeq and is a predicted model, not a curated record. The transcript has 3 exons. Gene Ontology annotation, molecular function: proton-transporting ATPase activity, rotational mechanism.
AGGCCCUGAUUAUUUCGCUUGGAAGCAGAUCGUAUCAUCAUCACGAAUCACGAAUCACGACCAUCUCGAUAACAGAGAGAGAUAAUUAUACAGAGAUGUCUGGUGUGGUUGUUGGUCUUGGUCAUGCGAGCUCGUGGGGUGCAGCGCUGGUAAGGAUUUCGCCCUACACUUUCUCCGCAAUCGGAAUCGCCAUCUCGAUCGGCGUCUCAGUGCUCGGUGCCGCCUGGGGAAUUUACAUUACGGGAAGUAGUUUGAUCGGUGCGGCUAUAGAAGCUCCCCGUAUCACUUCGAAGAAUCUCAUCAGUGUAAUCUUUUGCGAAGCUGUAGCUAUAUAUGGCGUUAUUGUUGCAAUCAUACUCCAAACAAAGUUGGAGAGCGUCCCAUCUUCAAAGAUGUAUGACGCUGAGUCUCUUAGAGCUGGAUACGCAAUCUUCGCAUCUGGAAUCAUAGUUGGAUUCGCCAACCUUGUAUGCGGGUCUGUAUCUUACCCUUUCUCUUUUCUUACAGUUUUGGUUUUUGAAUUUCAUUGUCAGAUAUGCAAACCGAGCUCACAUUUCUUUUGCAGGUUAUGUGUAGGAAUCAUUGGGAGCAGUUGUGCAUUAUCUGAUGCCCAAAACUCAACACUCUUUGUAAAGAUUCUUGUGAUCGAGAUCUUCGGGAGUGCUCUUGGGUUGUUUGGAGUUAUUGUGGGGAUCAUUAUGUCUGCACAAGCAACAUGGCCAACCAAAUAGAUAUAUCCGGUCUAUAUGCGUUGUGGUCUAUUUGCAAAGCUGGAAAGGACAUUUGUUGUAUGGAUACUGAUGUCGAGAAGAGAAAAUCUGUGUGAAAACUGAAAACCACUUCUGGAUCCCAAUUUUUUUUGUGUUUGUUUAAAACUUUGGAAUAAGUUACUUUGGAGAACAGCUUCUUGUUUGUAUUCAUUCUCUUUGGUUUCUCUUAUAAUCAAAGACAAGAGUUUGUAUAUUGAUUUGUUUAUCAAUCUGUUUCUCCA